AUGAGUUUUAAGAGACCAAGAAACAUUUUAAAUAUUAAAUCCUCCAAAUAUGAAAGUGCUGAAUCGAUACAUACAAAUAAAAAAUAUUGGAAAAACGUUUUUGAUGCUAUGGAUAGCGAUCGUGCAGAACCGAUAAGUGAACGAGAAAUGGAAGUUUUAUCGGAAGCUUUGCCUGAAGACUUAUUUGACAAAGUAUGCGGCAUUCUUAAUAUUCAUGUUCCUAAAAGAUGUCCUGAUACAGAUAUUGAAAUAAAAGAAACUCAGCGGAGGAUUACAAAACAUCCACUUCUAUCAAAGCGAAAAACAUUCAGCGUUAAUAGAGAAUUAGACUCCGAUACUGACGUAGAAAUACACAGUAUGCUAGAAGAUGAUCGUCCAAACAUCCACCAAGAGUUUCUCCGGAAACCCAUUCGUGAGCAGAUAACGUGGGCAACACGCUACCUACAACCAGAACAAGAACAUGAGAAGACACUGGUCAAAAAGGCUGAUGAUCUUACCAAUAGAAUUGCAAAUCAAUUCUGUGAUUAUAUGAAAGAGCUCGGAGGCGACCAGCAGUCGCAAUUAUUUACUCCGAAAACAAUCAAAGAACUUUUUCAGAUUGAAUUCGAUACACACGCAGCCAGAAGUCUCAAAGUUGUACCAAAGGAACUACCUACAAUAAAUGAGAGAAUCGCCAACGUCACUGGUAAUACGGAGAAAUCCCGCUAUGCUGCCCUGGACCGAGAAAUAUCGAAGGAUAUAAAAGCAGAGAGCCGGGCUAAUUAUGUCAAAUGCUUCGGACGUUCACUACCACGACGUGACCAAUGGCGUACACCAUUGAACGACACGAAAAACCAGUGGAAGUCUGCACGCCAUGUUCCUAAAGACCUCGUCACAUUGAAGACCGUCUGGGAAGGGAUCACAAACUUAAGAAGCGUAAAGGAAUACUGUCGUUGGAUGAUUGAGCACCCUGAGCAUCGGCGAGCGCCGUAUUUGAGCAGUCUUGGAAUGUUCGACCGAGCAGUGCUUGAUGCAAGGCUCACAGUUGAAUUGAAUGAUCCAAAUAUAGAUGCACCAGCUCCUAUUGAACAUAUACGUAAACGACUGUCAGAUUUAAUGGAACCAAAUUUGUAA
Messenger RNA from Pieris macdunnoughi, 1113 nucleotides. The record is from the annotation of a GenBank genome assembly. NCBI's taxonomy places the organism in Eukaryota, Metazoa, Arthropoda, Insecta, Lepidoptera, Pieridae.